Erpetoichthys calabaricus (reedfish) is the source of this 676-nucleotide messenger RNA. RefSeq names its product crystallin beta gamma X (gene crybgx). The record is from RefSeq and is a predicted model, not a curated record. Gene Ontology annotation, biological process: lens development in camera-type eye; visual perception. The transcript is spliced from 6 exons. Bases 1 to 660 code for a protein of 219 amino acids. Gene Ontology annotation, molecular function: structural constituent of eye lens. NCBI's taxonomy places the organism in Eukaryota, Metazoa, Chordata, Cladistia, Polypteriformes, Polypteridae.
AUGACCUGCUCCCUCGGGUCUGAAAUGACCAAUCAGCCUGGAUGCGCUCAAGUAUUUCACUGGCUUUCUGUCUUUUGCAGCAAACUGGGGUCAGUACUCCAACGAGCUUUCUAUGGGGCCAGUGGACGGGUGACCCUGUAUGAACAGCGUAACUUCACUGGACACCGGCUAGAUCUGACCACAGAUUGUCAGCGGCUAGCUGACAGGGACUUUCCUGAGAGAUGCAACUCUGUGAAGGUGGAGAGUGGCGCAUGGGUUGGCUAUGAGCAUGAGAGCUUCCGGGGUCGGCAGUACCUGUGGGACAUGUAUGACCAAGGGGAAUACCAAAGCUGUGACAAGUGGUGCUCCCCAGUGGACACUGUAUCUUCUGUGCGAAACAUCAGACAGGAUGAAACUGCCCCCCGAAUCCAACUCUUUGAGAGACCAGGCUUUUCUGGGAAGAAGGCUGAAAUUCAAGAUGACAUCCCCAACUUAAUGACUAGAUUUGGCAUUAACCGCAUAGCAUCUGCCCGGAUUCUAGGAGCAGUGUGGGUCCUCUACCAGGAACCCAACUACAGAGGGCCACACUACAUCCUGGAAAGAAGAGAUUAUAGCAAUUACACAGACUGGGCCGCACAAGGAAACACCGUAGGCUCCCUUCGACGGGUUCGUUUCAGUUGACCAAAAGCCUGCAAAU